CACGACGUCGACGGGUGGUCGACGUUCGUGGACGCGGUGUAUUUCAUCGCCAUCACGGUGACGACGGUGGGGUACGGCGAUAUUUCUCCGCAGACGGACGCGGGGAAGAUUUUUAUGCUGUUUUUCAUCAUCGUCGGCAUCGCGCUCGCGACGGUGGUGAUUUCGAAGAUCACCGACCUGAUCGUCGACGCCAAGGAGCGGUCGGAGGUGAAGGCGCAGGAGGAGUUGGAUCGAUCG
Messenger RNA from Ostreococcus lucimarinus CCE9901, 237 nucleotides. Its product is annotated as VIC family transporter: potassium ion channel. Gene Ontology annotation, cellular component: membrane. Lineage: Eukaryota; Viridiplantae; Chlorophyta; Mamiellophyceae; Mamiellales; Bathycoccaceae. Gene Ontology annotation, biological process: stabilization of membrane potential; potassium ion transmembrane transport. The record is from RefSeq and is a predicted model, not a curated record. Gene Ontology annotation, molecular function: potassium ion leak channel activity. The annotation marks the transcript as partial. The transcript has 2 exons.